Molecule: messenger RNA, 7158 nt
Organism: Anolis carolinensis (green anole)
Lineage: Eukaryota; Metazoa; Chordata; Lepidosauria; Squamata; Anolidae
Gene: csnk1g1
Product: casein kinase 1 gamma 1
Exons: 14
Coding region: 380-1777 (465 amino acids)
Biological process (GO): peptidyl-serine phosphorylation; positive regulation of canonical Wnt signaling pathway; endocytosis
Cellular component (GO): cytoplasm; nucleus; plasma membrane
Molecular function (GO): ATP binding; protein serine/threonine kinase activity
Source: RefSeq, a predicted model, not a curated record
GAACCUCCUCUGGGCUUUUGUUGUCGUCGUCGUCGUCAAAGGGUCGCCUACGGGGCUUCCUGACGGGGUUCUGAGGGAACGAGGAGGAGAAGGCCAAAGGCCUCGCCCUCUCUCUUUCUCAAGCCCGGCAUGUCCCGGCUUGCCCAGCUGGGCCAACGUAUUGGGGUUGUCUUAAGAUUUUCCCCUACCUCGUAGAGGACUGCAGCAUCACCCAUCGAAUGUCCUUUGGCAGUACUUGAACAACCUGGAUAUGUUGCCAAAUAUUUGCAAAUGAUUUUAUAGUUUGAUCCAAUGAUUUUUCUGGAUAUAUGUUUCUCUCUUCAGUAAUAAGUGCAAAGUCCAAAUCCUGAUCACUGGCAGAUAUUUUUAUUUUAAAAACAUGGACCAUCUUGCUAGGGAUAAAGAUGAAAGGCGACCAACGAAAGGAACUCUAGUAAGAAGUACCCACAGUUCCCGUGGAUCAGGUACCUCUUCGGCUGCUGGUGUUCUUAUGGUUGGGCCCAAUUUCAGAGUUGGCAAGAAGAUUGGAUGUGGGAACUUUGGAGAACUCAGACUAGGGAAAAAUCUUUAUACAAAUGAAUACGUAGCAAUCAAACUGGAACCAUUAAAAUCACGUGCCCCACAGUUGCAUUUAGAAUAUAGGUUUUAUAAACACAUUGGCUGCACAGUUGAAGGCUUCCCACAAGUUUAUUACUAUGGACCAUGUGGAAAGUAUAAUGCCAUGGUUCUUGAGCUCCUUGGUCCCAGUUUGGAAGACCUGUUUGAUCUUUGCGAUAGAACAUUCACUCUGAAGACAGUCCUAAUGAUAGCAAUCCAGCUGAUCACUCGGAUGGAAUUUGUGCACUCAAAGAACCUCAUUUAUCGAGAUGUCAAGCCAGAAAACUUCCUUAUUGGCCGGCAAGGAAAUAAGAAAGAGCAUAUCAUUCACAUAAUAGACUUUGGAUUGGCCAAGGAAUACAUUGACCCUGAAACGCAAAAACACAUACCUUACAGGGAACACAAGAGCCUAACUGGAACAGCAAGAUACAUGUCCAUCAACACACAUCUUGGCAAAGAACAAAGCCGGCGCGAUGACUUGGAAGCUCUUGGACAUAUGUUCAUGUAUUUCCUUCGGGGCAGUUUGCCAUGGCAGGGCCUUAAGGCUGACACACUCAAGGAGAGAUACCAGAAGAUUGGGGAUACUAAAAGAAAUACUCCAAUAGAUGUUCUCUGUGAGAACUUCCCAGAGGAGAUGGCUGCUUACCUUCGCUAUGUCAGACGACUAGACUUCUUCGAGAGACCAGACUAUGAAUACUUGAGAACCAUCUUCACAGAAUUAUUUGAAAAGCGAGGAUUCACCUUUGAUUAUGCCUACGACUGGGUUGGCAGGCCAAUUCCUACUCCAGUGGGGCCUUUGCCUGUGCAUGUUGAAUCUGGACCAUCUGUAACAAGAGAAGUCCAUCCACACAGAGAUCGGUCAUUGAUACCAGUUCACCGGAAUCAGGCUGUAGAACGCCGAGGAGAAUGGGAAGCCACGGCACCGAACAGGCAGGCCAAUGCUUUGUUCCUGACACCUCACUUGGCUACAGAGCGGCAUGGGGGAUCGGUUCAGGUGGUAAGUUCAACCAAUGGGGAGCUGAACACCGAUGAGCCAACGGGAGCCCCCUCCAACAUACAACUGGCAGCACGCACUGAGGUGGAAGUAGUGGAGGAAGCUAACUGCCUGAAAAUGCUCAACUUGUGGUGCUGCUGCUUCUAUAAGAGGAAAAGAAGGAAGUCUUCCCAGCGCCAGAAAUGACAGGUGUUUCCUUGAAAUCUUUGGGGGACUUUGUUUACCUGCUGUUCCUGCCACGUCUUAUUGAAUGGGGCUUCUCUUGGGGAGAGGACGAGAAACAAGGGACAUUUUAAAACCAAAAAAGAGAGAGAGCGUGCAAGAGAGAGGGAGAGAAAAGGGGAGAAAACCCAGAAUAAACAUUCAGGUGGAUUUCCUAAAUGUUCUCUGUUGCUCACUUCACACCUGAGGCUCCUUUUGGAAGUGGGUCCGCAUCCUCUCAGGCACUGGUUGCCCUUGAUGGAAGGAUGGCUGGCUACCUCCCUUCCUUCCUUCCUCUCUGUACAACAGUUCCACAAAGGGAGCGUUCCUGGUGAAUGUGCUUUGUUCCGGCUCCCUUUCUCUUUUUUUCCUCUCUCGAUAUGCUUCCUCCACUCCCUGCCACCGGCUGCGAAGAGCUUUGCGAACUGUUUGUAGACUUUAGGUGGUGGCGGAGAGGAUGGCUUUCUGAGGGUCCAAUUCCUCUUCUUCCGAAUGGCUUCGUUUUCAGCUGCUCUGGCGGCGCAGAUCUGACCCUUCUUAAAUCGCACUCCACCAAAUUCCAUGAUAGUAAGCCAAGAGCAAGAGAACUGCAAUCUACUCUUCCAGUUGCCUUGAUUUACUGGUUUUAUGUGAUGUCGCCCUUCUCAGAAUGGUUAUGGAGAAGUGUCAGUUCUAAAGAAACGUAUGUUCUUGCACUUUUAAUUAUGUUUUAGCAUUAUGUAUGCAUAUGCUGUAUGUGUGGGUGUUUUCCUUGUGGGUGUGACUGAUGCCAGCACACACGUUCAGCCAGUGUUUUGAGUGCAAAGCCUCCGCCUGACGCAUCCUUCCUGCCCCAUUUGGAAUCCCCUAGGACUACUCCGAGGCUUUUAGAGCUUGCUGUGGGUUGUGCACUGAAGCUUACUUGAAUUUCCAGCUGCCAUUUCCAGCUGUCAGUGGACGCCCCCUGCCCUCCCUUGCGAUUUUCCUCCAUGGUGCCUGACCAAACCUGCUUGGAACUGGACAGUUUUACUCUGCCGAUGGGUUGGGAGAGAAGUCAGCUGGGCUGAACUUUGGCAGGUUGCAGAAAUAAAGACUACUGUAAGAGGAAAUGGAGCUGUUUCAGCCAUUGAAAGGGAGCAAAGCUGCUCAGUCAAGGAGAGGACACUGCCACUGCCUUAGACAUCAACUGUAAUCUGAACGUCCAGAGGGUUUUCAGAAUGGAAAAGGCCUUGGCUUCCAGCAGAGCAGUUUCUUUUGUAUUUUGCCUACACUUCUUUCUGCUAGCAGUCAGGACUGUUUAGUAAUGUGUCCCAUGAAGUGGGCUGUUUCCACUUUGAAUACACUCAGUCUCGUAUUCCAAGCCUUGGUUUCCAAACGUCUACAGUCCUAUUUGGGAUAUGGUUUGGGAUAAGUGUUGGAAAUGUAGAAAUAUUUGUCCCCAAAGGGUGUCUUCCUGCUGUUCUGGAUUAGAAAGUAAUUGGUUUGUUGAGAGAGCAUCUAGUCUUGCCUUGUCAAGUCUUGUGUCUUAAGAGGCCUUGGAAAGCGAACUGUCUCAAGAUUCUGGCAUUUUGACGUCAAGAAGGAAAGGUUGAGUGUCCCUUGCUUGACCAUGAAGACUCUCCUUGGGUGGGGGUUCAGGGCAAGGAACAUCCUCUGCAGUGAUAGCUUACUUUGUUAAAUGACACAUAUUCAUUCCAUGGUUGUAAAACUCUACUUAAUCUUAAAACAUAAAGGAAGUUGUUACUGCUGAGUUGCAGACUGUUUUUCUGUCCCCAUUUCAUAAGCCAAAACAUAGACUUGCUUUUUGCUCAUGAGCUGUCUUUCCUCAAACUUUGCGUACCUCCAUUCUUUGAGUUCUGCCAGUUGCCUUUUCCCUGCUAUUGGAAUGCAACUUGGAAAUACGAAAUUUCUGCUCCUCCUGAUUGUUCUCGUGUACUAAAACGAGCCUCGCUUCCCACUCUUACCAUAGGAAAACAUACCUGAUUUCUUAGAUGGAGGGGAUGUAGGAAUUCACAAAGAAAGACUCUUCAAUUCCAUGCUUCAAGCUUUGCAAAAUAUGGCAGCAUUUUCAACUCUGUUUCCUAAUCCCAAAGGAAAGCCCUCUUCCCCUCUACACAACAAUCUGUCUCUAUUCCAUCAGUGAGCAACUGGGGUUUCCUGGAAAGCUAUAUUUCAAACAAAGGGCCCUUUCUUGGAAAAAUAAAGAUUUUCCUUUAGAUUUCUUCAUGAAUGCAUGCAAAGACAUUUAUAUUAAAACAUUUUUCUUCUCUGCCAUUUUUCAACCCCAAGGGAUGACAAUUUUAUGAAUGCAAUUUCUUAUUUAUGUUCAUAGGGAAAAAAACAUGUUCUGAAACAGGUUGAUAAAUAUUCAACCUUAUUUGAUAUUCAGGUGCUCUUCAGAAAGCAAAUAUAUGAGAAAUAUGACUUAGCAGAGCCCUCCUAGAUCAGUAGUAGGAAUCAUUAUUUUCCAGAUAGUGCAGCUUUCAAGAUCAAUCACUAUCAGUUGCUCAACAGUAUUUGGAGGACUAUGUGAACCUUACUCUGUAUUCUAGCUCUUUAGGUCCACUGGGUUAAAUGUGUGUUUAUCAAGAUUACAAUCUAGGUCUCCCUCAAGUCUCACAAAUUAGCAUUUCAGAUUAUAAACAGCAGCAAAACAGUGGAGAAUGUGUACAAAAAGCAGUUCCCAUUUCUUAAAGAUGGACUCCUACUUGUUCCAUGCUUUCUUUAGAAGAGUUUUAGUUCGUGAUCUGAGCCUGCAGCCCUUUGUUUCCAUGAAAUAACCAGCAUUGACUUGGAGCUUCUUUGAGCCGUUGCGAUCUUUCUCUGAAAUGUAUUGAUCCUUUCCAAAGAACAGCAAGACAUUAAAUGGCUUUCUUCCCCUUCCUUCCUAACAGCAUGAAGCUAGCUAUUUUGAACAGAACACUGCCGCCAAUUAUCUUCUUUUUCUAGUCCAGAUCAGUGCCAACGCUGGCAAGACACAGCAGGCAUCGCUACCUAUUGUUCUGAAACUUACAGUUGGGAAGCCAGAAGUCAAAUUUAGCAGUCUGUCUCCCUUCCUUCCAAUUCUGUGUAUCUUCUCAGAUAUUACAAGCCAAAAUGACUUAAUUGGGAGAAUAAUCUUGCUUUGGGAUUCAUAUUUCUCUGAUAGCUUGACUUUUUAUUUCCCGUUUUGGCGGGAAGAAGGUGUCAGCAAGUAGAUGUUCGUACUGAAUGCAGAGACAGCUUGAAGGAGAUAUUUAAAGGAUGGGCUUUCCAAGGCCACCAUUCUUUCUUGCCAUUUGGAGAGGUAGAUAUCUGUCCCAGGACAAAAAAUGUCCCAAAGUUCCAUUUAUGUUCUUGAACUUUAAAAUUAACCUUCUUGCCAUUGUUGAGGCCUUUUGGGGAGUGGGAGACAUCAGAAGUGCGAAUAGUCUCAUAUCAAUCUCUACAAGUAGCUCAAGUGUAGGGUCAGAAAUACACAUCUAUAUAUGUGGGUCUCACCACUGCAAGAAUGAAGAUAUUCUCGAGCUUUUUCUUUGAAAAUCUUUUUCAAUAUCCAGCCUUAAUUUUCCUUUCAAAACCAACACCAUCAUGAGUUAGCUUUCAAAUUUCCUCCACCAAAGGGCACUUACUUUUCAAUAUGUCUCACUCUCUCUAUAGUCCUAACUAUGACCUGAAUCCAUGAGUUAUAAUAAUUUCAGGGUUGGAGGAACAAACUUGUAUUGUCUCUUCUUGACAAACGGUCUACAAGUCUGUUUCUCCAAAACAUGUCAAUGUCAGCAUUGCUCUGAGUUGUUUGUAUUUUGAAGACAGCGAUAGAAGUGAACUGCCAGGUGCACACCUCCAUAUACAUACAAAGCCAUAGUUUGUCAAAAUACUACUAAAGUUUGAUGAGGAAACAUCAUUUACGCAUCAUUGCUUAUCAGUCCUUGAACAACAAAAUCUUUGCUUGGAAUGUUAGUUUACAGUUCGUUUUUAAGUCUUGGUAACUGAAAAAAUGAAAGUGCUUCCUUUCUUGGUAGAUCUAGAUGUUGGCAUGUUGUCUCAAAGUUACAGGGCUGAGGAUGGUCAGUGUGCUUUGCCUUGUCAGGUGUUUAUAGUAUGCCUGCCCCAGUAAGGGACUGGACUGGAAUGGGUUUCUAAAACCUCCCCUAAUAUGUAGCGGAAGAGGACUUUUGUCUUACUGAAAUUAUAGGAAUGACUCUUUCCUUUGGGAGAGUGUAGAAGAUUCAUAUACAGCCAGCCUUGGCUCUGAGGAGGAAUAAUAGCAGAUGUUUCUGAGGGAUGCCAAACUUCUCAGCGACAAAACCUCAAUCUCUUGACUAGGAUUCCUUCUCCGCAGCUUCAAGGUCCAGAGGAGCCAAAUGGGGAUAUCGUUUUGGGAUGUUAUAUUAGAAUAAUGCUUCACCUCUGAAGCGUGUGGUUUCCAGACACUCGCAUUGAGCAGGGAGUUAUAACCUCGCUUCCAGUGUGUUUUGUGGGCUGUGGAUGCCUUCCCAAAGAAGCGGCAGGGGCACGCCAAUCCAUAUGCGCAGAAAAGACUUCUCAAUCACCUAUCUCAUCCUUUUAAGUCUCUCUCAGGAAAACGAGUGCUUUUUUUCUUUCCUAAAUAAAUGCUCCCCCCCCCCCCAAAAAAAAACUGCAUAACUGCUGCAUGGUGUGGGACAUGGAAGAGGUUAUAUUCUCCAGUUAGGAAAGCCAUUUUUGGGGGCCGCGACAAAAGGUGUCUUUGCAAUCUCCGAGUUGAGAGGAGAAUGAGCCAGUUUGGGGCAACGUGGACCAUACCAAAUAAUGCAUCUUUUCCUGCGAAAAAAAGGGAAACCGCAGUUUUAAGUGGCUUGUUCCCAUUGGAAACUGUGUGUUGUAUAAUUUAUUAUAAUGUCUGUUUAUUUCAUGUAGGCCUUUUGUGCUUUUUUCAAAACGGGAUGACUGGGAUAAUGAGUGCAACUCUUGUUACUGUAAAGGAAAAUAAAAUCAGCUGUGAAAUUUUUUUUUUAAAGUAUUGUGUGCACAUGUCUGAUUCUUGUUGAAAUGCCUUUUGAUUUUUUUAAAGAAUUAUUUUAUUUUUUAACACGUGAUGCAAUGUUUGAUUCACAUCCUUCCGGCACUGCUCUUGGAACUUCGGCAGUGAACAUGCAACCUUGUAUUUUUAACAUGAAUGUCAAUUUUACAAAUAUGUCUGAAACGGUUCGACCAGGAUAAGGGCUUACAAUACUAUACGCCAAGCGUUGGAGGGCCUCUCCUCUGGCGCUGGUUGGAUCUCUCUUUGCCAGGAAUUGGAGUCCUGCUACUGAUCUUUCUGAUGUGCCUGUUUUAAUGGGACAUUGCAAGAAAUGUUGUGUACCUUCUACACCCCUUCCCCUAUUUGCACCCUUUUAAUGUAAAAUAAACAUUGACUUUGCUCUGUU